AUGGUUGAUGUUCCCAGAAACUUUCGCCUUCUUGAAGAGUUAGAAGAUGGCCAGAAAGGCAAGGGUGACGGAAAUAUUUCGUGGGGAUUGGAGGAUGAUUCAGACAUGACUUUGACUAGAUGGACUGGAACCAUUAUUGGACCUCCUAGAACUCCGUUCGAAUCUCGAAUUUACAACCUUCGUAUUGAGUGUGGACCUAGCUAUCCCAGAGAAGCCCCCAAUGUUCGUUUCACAACUAAAAUUCAUAUGAAUGGAGUUAACCAGACGACAGGAGUGAUUGAGAAGAAAAAUUUGGCUUCCUUACGUCAAUGGAAUUCCAGUUACAUGAUCAAAUCAGUUCUGGAGGAUAUCAGAAAGAACAUGAUGCUUGCCAAAGAAAAUAUGAAAUUGCCACAACCAUCUGAAGGAGCCACUUUUUAA
Auanema sp. JU1783 is the source of this 420-nucleotide messenger RNA. Lineage: Eukaryota; Metazoa; Nematoda; Chromadorea; Rhabditida; Rhabditidae. The record is from the annotation of a GenBank genome assembly.